Messenger RNA from Solanum dulcamara, 1713 nucleotides. RefSeq lists its product as uncharacterized. Bases 238 to 1431 code for a protein of 397 amino acids. The transcript has 3 exons. Gene Ontology annotation, molecular function: flavin adenine dinucleotide binding; tRNA dihydrouridine synthase activity. Gene Ontology annotation, biological process: tRNA processing. The record is from RefSeq and is a predicted model, not a curated record. NCBI's taxonomy places the organism in Eukaryota, Viridiplantae, Streptophyta, Magnoliopsida, Solanales, Solanaceae.
CUCAUAAUUGGGCCUGUGACCCUAUAGAUUUUGACCCGGGCCUUAAUCAAGGUAGUCGACAUUCCUUUAGCGCCCUGUGCUAGCCGUACCUCAACGGCGAAAGGCGGCGGUUGCGGCAGCGACGAUUGGUUGCGUGGCCGUCCCCGUUGCCUGUUCAUUGGAUUCGACCUGAUUCCGCCAUUUCUCUGUCGCACAAACUCAGGUGUUAUUCUGACUGUCUUCCACUGAAAGCUUUUAAUGGCAACCAAAACCAUAAACCUCAACAACGAAGCCAUUGAAGACGACUGUCUCUGCUCGGAGACCACUACAGAUUGCUCUGUUCCUUUGGAACAGAAGGAUCUAGAGGAAACACAGUCGUUGGCUCUGAAUCGUCCAAAUGGGUACUUGAAAGGAGAGUCGCGGAUAGAGAGAGCAUGGUCUCAUUGGAAGAAGCUAGGCGAGCCCAAACUUAUAGUGGCACCAAUGGUUGAUAACUCGGAGCUUCCUUUCCGUCUUCUGUGUCGAAAAUAUGGUGCAGAAGCUGCUUAUACUCCUAUGCUUCACUCGCGUUUAUUCAAUGAAGAUGAGAAGUAUCGGGCUAUGGAAUUUUCCACUUGCAAGGAGGACCGUCCACUUUUUGUCCAAUUCUGCGCAAACAAUCCAGACACUUUGCUGGAAGCAGCUCGAAAAGUUGAACCCUAUUGUGACUUUGUGGACAUCAACUUUGGGUGUCCUCAGCGGAUUGCAAAACGCGGGAAUUAUGGUGCUUUCCUCAUGGAUAAUCUCUCUUUGGUCAAGUCUCUGGUAGAGAAGUUGGCGAACAAUCUUAAUGUUCCGGUAUCAUGCAAAAUCCGAAUUUUCCCUAAUUUGCAAGAUACACUUAGUUAUGCAAAGAUGUUGGAGGAUGCAGGUUGUUCUCUUUUAGCAGUGCAUGGACGAACGAGGGAUGAAAAAGAUGGGAAGAAAUUCAGAGCCAAUUGGGAGGCCAUCAAGGCUGUUAGAAAUGUUGUCAGAAUUCCUGUCCUGGCAAAUGGUAAUAUAAGGCACAUUGAUGAUGUACACAGUUGCCUGGAAGAAACUGGUGCUGAUGGGGUACUUUCAGCAGAUCCUCUUCUUGAGAAUCCAGCCCUCUUUGCUGGAUAUCGAACUGCUGAAUGGGGAUUGGGCAGUGCAGGAAUGAAGGAAGAUGAUAAGCUAGAUCAGGCUGAGUUACUGAUAGAAUAUUUGAGGUUUUGUGAGAGAUAUCCAGUUCCUUGGAGAAUCAUCCGUUCUCAUGUGCACAAGUUGUUGGGAGAGUGGUUUAGGAUCCAGCCAAGUGUGCGAGAGGAUUUUAACAAACAAUACAAACUCACAUUUGAAUUUCUUUAUGAUUUAGUGAAUCGCUUGAGGGAACUUGAGGUGAGAAUACCGCUUUAUGUGAAGGAUACUCAGGCGGCAAUAACUUCAAAUUGACUUGUUCAAGUUCUGUUGGAGCCUGCUAUGGUAAACCACCAGCUUUUGCUGGUCAUUCUUUUCACUCCAACUCGUGCUUGAAAAGUAACAUGCUCUCACAAAUGUUAGAGGAGGUGCAGGGUGACACGUAUCGCAACCUUUUACCUCAUGUUUUGUAUGAUUAUAUAUUAACAUUAUUCUUGUAUCAUUGAGAUAACUUUUACACAUGUAUUCGAAUUGUAUCCUGACUAAUUAUUCGUAAGGUGACUAAUUGUUAUGCAAUAGAUGCACUUGGACUGAUUA